Molecule: messenger RNA, 768 nt
Organism: Spinacia oleracea (spinach)
Lineage: Eukaryota; Viridiplantae; Streptophyta; Magnoliopsida; Caryophyllales; Amaranthaceae
Exons: 1
Coding region: 1-768 (255 amino acids)
Source: RefSeq, a predicted model, not a curated record
AUGUAUGGAAAUCCUAGAAGAGCCAAUGAAAAAAGUGAAAUUCCCGCUGUGCAAAUACGCAAAUACGACGGAUCAACUGAUCCCGAAGUCCAUUGCACCAUGUUCGAACAUCAUAUGAUGUUAUACACCGAUUCUGACGCCAUGUGGUGCAAAGUAUUCCUUUCCACGCUCCUGGGGGUAGCGUCCGGUUGGUACAAAUGGCUGCCGAAGGGAUCUGUGUACAACUACCGACAGUUAGAGGCAGAGUUCAUGCUCCGAUUCAUCAGUCGGCAACAAAGAAAGAAAACAUCCGGGGAGCUAAUGGCGAUCACACAGAAAAAUGGAGAAUCACUAAGGGACUACCUCACCCGAUUCAAUAACGAGUCAACAAGCAUACCCAAUUUACAACAAGAGAUAGCUGUCGUGGCCCUAAUGAGGGGAAUGAACAACUGCAAAUUCAAGAAAUACCUGGGAAGGAAAUCGUUCACAGACUUAGGCAGUGCGUUGGUAAAUUUAAAGGCCCAUGAAUACAUCAAAAGCGACGGUGCCAUCAAAAAACAAUGCUCAAAGACCUGCCCAACCAAACCAACAACCACAACAUGGAGGGUACAGGAGAGACAGUCAGAGGAAAGAAUACCAGGGAAAAGGGUAUCAAAAGCAGACAAGCCAAGCUAUCCGGUGUUCCAUGAAUACACCCCCCUGAAUGCCCCAAGAGCUACCAUCUAUAACGUCAACAAGAAUGAAAACUGGAAGAGGCCACCCCCAAUGAGUAACAAACCCAGGCCAUAG